Marchantia polymorpha subsp. ruderalis is the source of this 3236-nucleotide messenger RNA. The record is from the annotation of a GenBank genome assembly. NCBI's taxonomy places the organism in Eukaryota, Viridiplantae, Streptophyta, Marchantiopsida, Marchantiales, Marchantiaceae.
UCUCGCAUCCAUUCCUUGACCUGCGGUGCGCAUGCACGAUCGAUUCAGUCGUCACUCGCUCGCACUGCCCGCCCUCACGAUCAUUGCUGUCUUUCCUCGCCUUGCCCGGCAGGAGGAUCCUCCUGCUGAGAUUUCGACCGACCGAUGCUGGUGGACUUGGCCCUGGCGUAUCCCUCCCUCUCCCACUGAUCCACUGACCCCGAUUAGCCUGGCGUUCGGUUGGGUUGCUAGACCUAAGCUCAGCCGAGCCCGAGUGGAGUAGACUGGAGUAGAGUCGAGUCUUGUGCUGGGAAUUAGCUCGCAUCGCCUCACAUUGCACCACACAUUCUGGGUCCCUUCGACACAUCCGCAGCUCGCGCCUGCCUGCCUCCUCUUGCGCCUCGUCGUCUGGGCACUGUGGGGCAGUAGUGCGGUCCGGGCCCUGCAGGGUGUGUGAGCUGAGCGCGCGCUGGCUGCCUAGAAAGCGAGCCCGAGCUCGCUUUUGAGGUCAAUUACUUACUCCCCUUAACCGAUUGUUGGAGAGGAUCUCAUUCACUAACACCCACAUUCAUCGACACUCCUUACGUAAUAAUUUAGUCUCUAACCGACUGACUGACUGAUAGACUGAUCGACAUAGACACAGUAUUCUCGCGGGUCUCCGACCCUUUCUCGUUUCCUGAUACGAGCACAGCAGCGCUCAUACAACAAGCGCCUUCUUCUUUUCAAAAUUCCGCACCUUUCCCCCAUCCUCUUCGUAGCGCGAUAGUUUCUUUCUUUGUAGAUAGUGCCACACUUUGACAGUCUUGCAGUUAGUUUGUACGUGCUCUUUCUUCUUUCUCUCUGGCUCUCUCUCUUUCUUUUUCUUGUGAGAUUUCGAGAAGAGAGUAGUAGCGGUGCACGAGCCGACAUCGACAGAGGGAAUUGUCGAGCAUCGGGGCAAAAUGCAGUUGAGAGACAGCUACGCGGGGCAGUAGUAGAGAACACAGCGAGAGAUGUUGCUAGAAUCUGCGUUGGCAGACUUCAGCGAGGAAUCGACGAACGCGAGCGGGCAUCCGAGUGCCAUGCCUUACGUAUGGGACGAUAAGUCCGGGAAGCAGGUCACCAGGAGCUCGUCGUACCACGAGCGCAUCAGCAAGCUGAGCGUGCAGGAGAACGAGGGCCUGCAUUUGCACGAGGAGGCGGCGGACAUGUUCAAUGCGCGCAAGAGCAACAAAUCGGGCGCCGCCCACAGUCGCAGCGACUCAGGCCAGUUCUACCACAAGGAAGGUACGGUGCCGUUCAAGUGGGAGGCCGCGCCCGGCAAGCCCGUCGUGGCGCAGGAGCCCGUCGUCAAUUGCGAGUCGCCGCGCCUGCGACCGCCGCCCGCCCUCCGGAAUGUGGCCAUCCCGCUCUGCAGCAGCCCGCGCCACGGCGGCAUCGCCGGCAAGAUGAAGAGCAUUCUCAGCGGUGGUGGUGGCGGCGGCAAGGUGGUGCCCAAGAACGCCGGCGGCCACGGUAGCUUCAACUCCAGCACCGGCAGCAUUUCGAAAUCCGGCUCCGACCGCGAGCAGUGGAGCUCGAGCAGCGGGCGCGACGACACCGAUCGCGACUCGUCUGUGGACUCCGACGGCGGCGAGGAGUCGUCGCCCGUCAGUACUCUGGACCGCCCCGCCAGCCCGCUCUCGCCCGCCUGCUCGCCCAAAGUCGCGUCGCCCAAGCACCACGAAUUGGCCGUCGCUUCCUACAGGCACGGGCACGGGAGCAGCAAUCUGAGAAACGUCGCGGCGCCCGUGGCGCAUUCGAGGCCGCCCUCGCAGAUGGCGCAUUGCCUUCUGGCUAUGACGGAGAUCAGCGAAGAGCUGCCCAUGAUCGAGGAGGACGAGGAGGAUUCCGAAUAUCACACCAUGGAGUUCCCCACGGUCGACAGCCCCGGCACCAUCGAGGAGCGCCGCGAGAGGAGCUUGCUGCGGCGGCCGGGCUCGUCCAAGAGCAUGAGCGCGCCCCUUGCUCGCCGUCAGAGCUCUCUCGGUGCCUCGUCGGCCGCUAAUCGGCAGCGCAGGCGAUCUGAUUUCGACUGGCCCGAGGAUUUCGACGAGCGCCCCGAGGAGGUGGUGAAGGAGGUGGACGAAUCUCUGUGGGCUUUCUCGCCCGUCGCGUCCACCUUCGUGUUCUCUGGCAACGACAAUUCUGCUGCCGGCAGCGGUCGCAGCCCUGGUCGCCAUGCGCCGGGCACAGGCGCCUCCCCGUCGUCCUCUGGUUCUGGUUCGGGGUCUCUUCGGGAAACGCUGUCUCUGAGGAGGACUCUCAUGCGAUCGUCGUCCACGAAGAAUGGCUUCAGCGGAAAAUCGUCGGCCGAAGCGGCCGCUGUGCACGUCGAGGUCUCGGGUCAUCUUGGAGGAACCGGGCGUCUCAAGUACCGCGACGAUGAGGAAAUUUAUCCGAGCAGUCGUGGACAUCGAAUGAAGAGAUCUCUUUCAUGCAUCCCCUUCCUGAACUUGUGCCGAGCACACAGGCCGACGCCAGCUAUCAGUUUCUCCCACCGGCUGAGCCCUAACGUUGCGAGCACCAGGAAGUGAGUGUUCCGUGGCGAACUGCUCUCUUCUUCUUAAUUGUACCAACAGCCGAGUAGAAUACAAAUGUCUGCAGAUUAAGUCUCCUAAGAACGCAGUUCGAAACUUCGACCUUUCAAUGAAGAAAAUGGAGGGUGGAUCGGACGAGGAGUUGUAUAGACGCGUAAGAAUUAUCUGGACUGACGAUUUGUCAAAGUGAAGAUUUAGGUUUCUUAGUAGUGGACGACGAGAAUGUAAGUUCUUGAAUGGCUGCAUCGAUCACAGGGGUUUUUUUAAGAACUCUGGCAGCCGCCCAGAUGUACCAUGUAGGAUUUUGUAAAACUUGGUGUCAUACGUGCCAGGAACCCAUUGUCAAUUUAUCGACAUGAGUCGCCAUGGGUCGGUGGCUGUAAAUAAGUAGUAGCACCACUCGAUAACUGACUGACAGCACAAUAGCACUCAUGACGAGAUUCCAAUCCGCCUUCCUAGUUACAGGCGGAUGUGGUCUCACCAUCCUUACUCUCCAAUUAAUCAACCUCACUUCCCGUAGAUUCAACCCACCGACCCUCAGGCAGCAGCAGUUUAGACGGCAUUGUAGGCAGGCAGUACGCUCCUUGAGACGCCAAGCUAUGGCCAAUCUUCCUCCCUUCCGGAGGUGUGAUGAUGUUCUUAACCUCAGACGACGUUUCGUUACGAUAUAUUUGAUCGGCCACUGCUGCGCAGUCCGCC